This is a messenger RNA of Vairimorpha ceranae, 618 nucleotides long. Its product is annotated as exosome complex exonuclease rrp40. The record is from RefSeq and is a predicted model, not a curated record. Gene Ontology annotation, cellular component: nuclear exosome (RNase complex); cytoplasmic exosome (RNase complex). The transcript has a single exon. The coding region runs from base 1 to 618 and encodes 205 amino acids. NCBI's taxonomy places the organism in Eukaryota, Fungi, Microsporidia, Nosematidae. Gene Ontology annotation, molecular function: RNA binding. Gene Ontology annotation, biological process: exonucleolytic trimming to generate mature 3'-end of 5.8S rRNA from tricistronic rRNA transcript (SSU-rRNA, 5.8S rRNA, LSU-rRNA); CUT catabolic process; poly(A)-dependent snoRNA 3'-end processing.
AUGAGAUUCACGAAAAUUCGUACAGUAGCCCCUGGCGAUGAACUAAAAGAAAAAUGCUCUUAUUCUUUAGGAUUGUACAAAGAAGAUAAUAAAAUUAAAUCAUAUGUUUAUGGCACACUGUGUAGAGUACAAAACCAUCUUUUUGUUAUAUCAAAAACCAGUAGAUAUUUCCCUUAUAUAGAUGAUAUUGUAAUAGGUAGAGUUAUCUACAGCUGUGCAGAUUAUUAUAAACUAGAUUUAGAUACAUAUAUAGGCAUUCUACCAGUACUUAGUUUUACUAAUGCCAGUAAACGUAACAAGCCUGAUAUAAAAAAAGAUGAUUGGCUUCUUUGUAGAAUUAUUGAAUCAGGCGCAGAGCCCAUUUUAUCGUGUGUUGGCGAAGGAUUCGGUAAACUUGACGGGUAUGUAUUUAAAAUUAAAGUGUGGAUGUGUCAAAUGCUAUAUGUUGACGAUUUUUUGUAUAAAAUAGGGAAAAAAUAUAAUUUUAAGUGUUGUGUAGGAAUUAAUGGAUAUAUAUGUAUUACAGGAGAAGCAAUAACAGUAAGGGAUGUUUAUACAGAAAUAAUUAAAUGUUUUAAAUAUUGUUUUCUAGUGAUAAAGAAUAUUCACGUACAAUAA